Molecule: messenger RNA, 771 nt
Organism: Myotis daubentonii (Daubenton's bat)
Lineage: Eukaryota; Metazoa; Chordata; Mammalia; Chiroptera; Vespertilionidae
Product: cyclin-Y-like protein 1
Exons: 7
Coding region: 1-771 (256 amino acids)
Biological process (GO): regulation of cyclin-dependent protein serine/threonine kinase activity
Molecular function (GO): protein kinase binding
Source: RefSeq, a predicted model, not a curated record
AUGGGGAACAAACUCAGCUGCUGCCUGAAGCCCAAUGCCAGCCCCAAGGUGGGCCGGAGCUUGGAGUGGGUGAAUCCACACCCUGAGUCUGAUGCCUGUGAGGUGACUCAAGCUGCCAGGGCACAUGAGGACUUGGGUUUCCAGUUCUGCACAUGCCACCCUGUGCUGCGCCUCAGUGACCUGCAAAGGCCCAAAGCUGUGAUAUUUUCUUCUGUUCCCCUUCCCAUUCAGGUGUCUCCUGGUCACCUUAGGGAAAAGUACAGCUCCUGUGCUACACUAUUUGUAGACAGCACUAUUUCUCAGCCUGAUUUGAAAGUCACCUUGCAGUGCCUGGCACUAGCAAUAUAUUACCACAUAAAGAACAGAAAUACAAAUAGAUCCAAGGACAUUUUUGAUGAGAGACUCCAUCCUGUCACAGAAGAAAAGGUUCCUGAGGAAUUCUUUCAUCAUAAUCCUGAUCCCGAAUCAAUUUACAGAUUUAUUCGACCUUUUUUCAUUGCCUAUAAGGCAACAGGAGGAUAUGCCAUAACAACAUUGGUUUACAUAGAAAGACUUUUAUCUUAUGCUGAAAUCGACAUUUGCCCAUCUAACUGGAAACGCAUUGUUUUGGGAGCGAUUAUUCUGACAUACAAGUAUCUGCACGAUCAGAUUAUGUGGACUUUUCACUUCGUCCCAUUGCUAAAGGGCAUUACAAUCAAGGACUUGUUCGUGAUCGUGAUCGUGAUCGUGAUGUUGAUCGUGAUCAUGAUCGAUAUCGGAAACCAGGCCUAA